Messenger RNA from Sinocyclocheilus anshuiensis, 1023 nucleotides. It is a transcript of the gene cmasb, whose product is annotated as cytidine monophosphate N-acetylneuraminic acid synthetase b. The record is from RefSeq and is a predicted model, not a curated record. Lineage: Eukaryota; Metazoa; Chordata; Actinopteri; Cypriniformes; Cyprinidae. The annotation marks the transcript as partial. The transcript has 6 exons. Gene Ontology annotation, molecular function: N-acylneuraminate cytidylyltransferase activity.
CUUGGCCAUUUAUGUUCUGGCGGUGUUUUAGAGGUGGACAUCGUCUGUCAUAUUCAGGCCACGUCUCCAUGCCUCCACCCUCAUCACAUCAGAGAAGCCCUGCAGAUGAUCACUGAACAGGGUUGUGACUAUGUGUUUUCGGUGGUUCGCAGACACCAGUUUCGCUGGGAGGAGGUGGACAAGAAAGACUGUAAGAAUCCGACAUCUCUGAACAUUGACGUGGCGCACAGGCCUCGACGUCAAGAUUGGCACGGGGAACUCUACGAAAACGGCUCUUUCUAUUUUAGUACGAGAAAGGCUUUGGAAAACGGCCUUAAACAAUUGGGCAAGAUCGCCUACUAUGAAAUGCUGCCUGAGUACAGCGUUGAUAUCGACGUGGACAUCGACUGGCCUGUCGCUGAGCAGAGAGUUCUGAGGUUUGGCUACUUUGGCCGAGAGGAGAACGCGGCGGUCAGGCUGUUUCUGUGUAAAGUGUCUGGCUGUUUGACGAACGGACAGAUAUUCACAUCGGUUUCAGGCGAGGACCAUGUGGCCAUCAAUGCUCGAGACGUGGCAGGCAUACAGAUGCUGCAGAGAGAAAAUAUAGAGGUGAUCCUCAUGUCCUGCGUGAAUGAGCCGCUGUCCAGGGGUCUGCUGGAGAAGGUCGCCCAGCUCGCCGGCUGUGGCCUUUGGUUUGGAGAGCAGCUGAAUGGGCUCGAGGUGGAGCGGCUGAUGAAAGAGAAGAAACUGCGGUGGGAUAAAGUGGCCUUCAUGGGUUCCGAGUCUGAAGACAGAGAGAUCUUGUCUCAGGUGGGGCUGAACGGCGUCCCGUGUGACUCAGUCGUGGCGGAUCUCAUCGCGGCGAAAUACACGUGUCAGAGACCUGCCGGAAACGGAGCAGUUCGUGAGUUUGCCGAGUACAUACUGAUGCUGAAGAAAAAGAGCUUGUUGCAGGUGCUCCAGGAGCACAUUGACAGGGCCAAUUUCUAGAUUCCAGUUCCUAUUUCAUAUUUCUUUUAAACAGUCAGUUUGGGUUGCUGUGAU